Adineta steineri is the source of this 990-nucleotide messenger RNA. Lineage: Eukaryota; Metazoa; Rotifera; Eurotatoria; Adinetida; Adinetidae. The record is from the annotation of a GenBank genome assembly.
AUGAAUUUUGCUGCGAUAUUGAUUGUACUUCUUUCAACAGUUAUCCAUGGUAAUAUUGAUAAAGUUCCAUUUGAAAUAUCUCCUGUAGGCUUACAAUUUAUACCUACCGAUACGAAUGACCUUCUGACUAUAGAAAAUGAUGCCAACACUAUUAUGCGUUGUGUCGCACAAUGUGUGAAAAAUAUUGCAUGUCGAACAGUCAACUUUGAUCCUUCGAUCAAUCAAUGUUCUCUCUUUACUUCAUGGAGUUUUGAAGGUAUAUUUUAUUCAUCAUCACCAUCAUCAUCAUCAAGAUCUCAGAUUGGUUAUAUCAUUCAACAACCAGUUUUCUACACGUCAUAUCAUCAACCAUGUAUUCUAUCUUUCAACAGUAUCAAUCGAUAUUUACAGUGUGUCAAUGGUACAUGGAUAUGUCCAGAUCAAUACUUCUUCAAUGGAAGUGUAUGUGAAUAUUGGCGAUCAUUCAAUCAAUUAUGUCAAACUGAUGAAUGGUGUGAUUCAUCAAAAUAUCUCACAUGUUCGACUUUUUCUAAUACGUGUCAAUGCAAUUCUUCCAUGUUAUGGAAUGGAUCUCAAUGUAUUUCUGCUUGCCCACCUGGCCAGACUGGUGUCACAUUCAAUGAUCUUCCCACAUCGAUUAUCAUUCCUAGUGGUUAUGGAGGAUUCCAAUGGUCUAAUAUGAACGCUUGUACUCUUUAUUCUGAUCAACGUGCCUGUAACAUCAAUCUCAAUUCAACGAGUUUUACCCGAAUUAAUGGAACUUUCACCUUGAAUACUCUCGUUGUUUAUGUUUACAGUAGCAGUGUGAAUGUCACUUUCAUCGGAUCAAACAUGGGCAUGAUAAUGCAGAGUUAUACGUUUGCGUUGAGCAAUGCGUACAUAUGGCCAUUAAUAUUCAAUUGGGCCAAUAUCGAUACGAUCAUUGUCGAAAGUUCACCUCAACCACAAAUACCAAUAAUCAAUAUCGAUAAUAUUUAUAUCACUGUUUAA